AUGCUUUUAGAACUUAGUCAGCCUGAAACAUAUGAUGAACUAUUAUCAAAGCUUUCACUAGCAAUGCAUAAAAUGUAUCAGUUUCAUAUAAUUCAGAAAAAAGAAUCAAAAUCAGAUGAAUGGUUUUUGUCAUUGCAAUAUUUGCAUUGUAAUAUAAAUGAUCUAUUGAUUACUAAUUUCUUUUUAGAUAGCACAAGUGAAUUUGAAAGAGGCAAUUCUAAACAUAUAUCUGAAUCAUUAGGAUGGUAUACAGAUAUGCCAAUUAGUGUAAAGGACAAAGAUGAUAAGAGUGAUAUAUCUACUGGAAAUUUUGCUUGUAUUAAUAAUAAUGAACUCGAACCAAUCAAGGCUACAGAGGUUAAUGAACUAGAGCAACAAGUUUCAGAUAUAUAUAAUGGUGAAAAUUUAAAAAAAAAUAUGACUUACUUGAAAACCAAAGAUGGGCAUAUAGAAGCAAAUCUUUUAGUAUCUUUUAUUAAUUUUUCAAGAUCUGCUUUUCUUCUAAAUGUAUCGAACAAAGUUUGUGCACACUGUGAUUCUUUAAACUUAUCUAUAGAAGAGCUUAUAGAUGAGGUUAAACGAUUGUGCUCAGAGUUAGAUAAUCUAACAUCUCAGAUUACUCGCAAAGAUAUUUCUCUUAAAGAAUCUAAGAUUAAGAUAAAAAAUCUUUUAUCUAAGAUAAAAAUAUUAAAAAUGAAACUAUCUUCAACUCAAAAUAAAUUAAAGGAAAUUACAGCACUUUGGUCUAUGAAAAAAAUACUAGAAAGUAAAUUAGAAUUAGCUCAAAAGGAUGUAUUUUCAACUCAGGAAGAAAUAGUAAAAAAAAAAUCUAAGAUCAUAUCUCUCAAGUCUGAAUUAAUCAAUAUAAAGAAUGAACCAAUAAAUACAAAAGAUGAAUUAGCUUUAAAAAUUAAUGAAAUUGAGUGUUUAGGCACUUUACGUCCUGCUUUAGGAGGUACAGAAAAAAAUACACAGAAUGAGGAACAAAGUUUCAUAUCGAAUUCUGAAGACACAUUGAAAGAAUUAGAGAUUCGAGGCUAUGUCUCAUCUAAAAGUCUUGCAAAAUAUUUUAAAAGUAAAAAUGAGCUAGUAAUAAAAGAAAAUGAAACAUUACCAAUUAUUACAAAUAAGCAAAAGCCAGAGUUAUUGAUUCAAGAUAUUACAAUAGAAAGAGCAGUAUAUGCUGGCAAGGCUUUAGUUAAUGAUAAGUAUUAA
Cetraspora pellucida is the source of this 1215-nucleotide messenger RNA. The record is from the annotation of a GenBank genome assembly. Lineage: Eukaryota; Fungi; Glomeromycota; Glomeromycetes; Diversisporales; Gigasporaceae.